AUGAGGCGUUUAAGUGCAAUCACGAUCCUGUUUACAUUUGCAAUUAUUUCAAUAAAUAUCGAUUCUGGAAGCCUUGAAGAAGCGUCAUCUUAUUCCAACCAUUUUCGUGGAUCUCAUCAAGGAUAUCACUAUCCACAAAAGUAUAAAAAGUUUGAAAGUAGAAGCAACGAAAUUGUAGCUGAAGAUGCUUUUCACAAAUUAUUUAAUGAGAUCAAGACACAGCAGAAACUUAAAACAGCAACAAGUUACAAUAAUCGUGACAUUUUCAUCAAUAGAAAUAAAACGCGCGAUGAAGAAAGUCAACUGGAAUUUUCAUACAAUGAGAAUGAUCGCUAUGGACCACCAAGAUGGAAGGAUAUUAAUGCACAGUGCGGUGGAAGAAAUCAAAGUCCAAUUGCUAUAGACACUGGAUUUGUCGCAGUUCGAGAAAAUGCUCAAGAAUUAAUUAUUGAUGGAGUCGAUCUAGUUCCACAAUCUAUGAAAGUCGAGAACAAUGGACAUUCACUAAAGCUUUCUUUUAAGUAUCAAAAUGACCAAAAAAUAAAUAUUUCUGGAGGUCCGCUAAAGAAUCCUUUCAUCCUCGACAACAUUCAUUUUCAUUGGGGUUCAAACACUAGUGGAAGUGAGCAUGUGAUUAAUGACCAAAGAUACGCAGCUGAAUUGCAUAUGGUGACUUAUAAUUCUAUUUUUGAAACAUUUGAAAUGGCUUCACAAGAUCCAAUGGGUUUAGCUGUCUUGGGAAUCCUUUAUGAGUAUGAUAAGCUGUAUACUGGAAAGGAUAAUCCUUGGGUAAAAUUUAUCACAAAAGUGAUUAAGGCUCACAGCACUUAUACAGAAACAAACUGGGUAUUUCCGAUUCGCGACAUCAUCAAAGAUGUAGACUUCCGAGGACUAUUGAGCUAUAGAGGAAGUUUAACGACACCAAAUUGCUCAGAAAAUGUAUUAUGGAUGCUGUCAACAAGACCAAUUGUAAUUAAACAAAAUGAAUUGGUUGAACUUAGAAAAUUAAGAAAUGAUAAAGGUAGGAGGAUUAUACAUAAUUAUAGACCACUUCAAGAUACAAAUGGACGAACUGUGACAGCUUAUAAGUAUAAAUAG
Chironomus riparius is the source of this 1098-nucleotide messenger RNA. Lineage: Eukaryota; Metazoa; Arthropoda; Insecta; Diptera; Chironomidae. The record is from the annotation of a GenBank genome assembly.